AUGGCAACAAUAUCAUCGCCAGUACCAGUACUCUCCUCUGUUUUGACUUCAUCUCAUGAUAACAAUGAUGAUUAUCUUAAUCAAUUACGAAAUCAAUUCUCUCAAAUACAAAAUAAUUUUCAAGAAACACUAAAUAAAAUUCAACAGCAUAAAUCAUAUGUACCAAUUGAAACAAAUACUGAUAAAGUUGAUUCAAAUGUUAAAAAUAAUUUAUUUGAUUUAUUAAAAGAUGUAGCAAAUAAAAAUAAUCUCCCUUUCGACGAACCUUUCUAUCGUGAACAAUUUUUAGAAAAACAAGAUUCAUCUUCAUCACCAAAUGUUGAUGUUGUUCGAGAUAAACCAUACGUUAUAAAUGAUCAUCAUUUAUCACCCGUUAAUAAUGCUCGUCGAUCUCAAUUUGCACCGGUACUUAGUAGUACUCCAGUACAUCAAACAAGUCCAACUAUAAUAAUUCCAGUCGAUCUUACUAUGGCUACAUCAACAUCAGUUGCACCAGUGUUAACAAUAAAUUCUAAUGAUCUUCCUGCGGUUCCUCCAUCAGCUAUUGUACAUCAACGAGCAAAUAUAAAUCGUGCUGCUGGCCGUCCUCCACGUAUUCCACGUGGUGAAUCUGUCACACGUCAAAAGAAAAAUUCAUCACCGAUAAAAGAACAACAGGAAGAUAUCGUUAUAGAAAAAGAAAUUCAAAUAAAAUCGAAACGUCGUAUUAAAACAAAAGAUAGUAUUAUUGAAGAUAAUAUUGAAAUUAUUAUUGAACAACAAAAUGAAAUUAUACCAGAUACUGUCAAACAAGUUCAAGCAACACCAUUACGUGGUAGGAAAAAGAAAGUUAUUCAAGAUGUUGAUAAUAAUGUUAUUCCACAACUUGAACCACCACCACCAUGUCCAUUAACAAUUGAAAAUGAAAUUAUUCCGAAAAAAACACGAGGUGGAAGAGGUAAAAAAAAAGAUGAAGAUGAUGUUAAACCGAAAAGAACAACUUCUUCACGUAAUCGUAAAAAACAAGAAGAUGAAAUCGAAGAUAUUCCAGUAUCUGUGAAAAAAUCAACAAGAAAUAAAAAACUUGUUGAACCUAUUAUUAACAAUGAAGAAAAUCAACCGUUAACAACUAAAAUUCGUAGUACUCCUUCACGUAAUAAAAAGAAAUCACCAAUUGAAGUUAUUAAUUUAUCACCAGCUGAACCGAUAAUUCCAUUAUCUGCAAAGAAAACAACAACAACUAAAUCAAAAAAACGAAAAGGCAAUGAUAUUACUAUUGAAAAUCCAAUAGAUACAAUUCAACCUCCAUCUCCAAAACGUCGUGUUGGUCGAAAUACAAAAUCAAAAAAUUCAUCGCCUGUAGAACCAAUUAUUACACCACCAUUAAUUGAACAACAACAACAACCACCUGCUUCAACUCGAAGUAGUCGUCGUGGUAAAAAAGAUAUUGAUAUACCAAUAGAAAAACAAGAAGAUAUUGUUUUGAAUAAAAAAUCUCGAGCUGGUCGUAAAAAAAAGAAUAAUGAACCGAUCAUUACUGAUACUUCAGUCAUUGUUAUAGAUGUCAUGACGACAUCAGUUACUGUAUCGGCACCAGUUCCAUCAACAAAAGAUGCUAAACCACCUCGUCCACCUGUUGUGCGAAAGAAGAAAAGUCUUGCAAUGCCACCAUUACCACAAAUGUCUCCAUCAACACCACCAUCAAAUCAACGUAUUCAAUCAACAUCUCCUAUUAAUGAUAGACCACUUUUACCUAUACCUAUUCCCAGGAAUGGUAGUCGACGUCGUCAACAACAACCACGACGAGUAGCUAGUUCACCAAGAUAUGUUGAAGAGACACCUUUGGAAACAAUAUCUUCAACUACACGAAAUCAAAAACGUACACGAUCAUCUAUUAUUACGACACCAAAACGAGUUCGUCGUGAUAAUCUUGUUCUAACAACUGUACUUGGUACACCAGGUAAAAAACGAAAUAGAUGUACAUGUGAAAAACGAAGAAAUAAAAUAUGUGACAUUUGUGCAUCAGCAAUUGAUGCUUAA
Molecule: messenger RNA, 2019 nt
Organism: Adineta steineri
Lineage: Eukaryota; Metazoa; Rotifera; Eurotatoria; Adinetida; Adinetidae
Source: the annotation of a GenBank genome assembly